This is a messenger RNA of Symbiodinium pilosum, 345 nucleotides long. Lineage: Eukaryota; Dinophyceae; Suessiales; Symbiodiniaceae. The record is from the annotation of a GenBank genome assembly.
AUGAAGAGCGGUCCUUGCUUCUCUUUUGCCCUUCAGUUCUCUGAGGAGUUGGGCAGAAUUUGCCCUCGGUGUGGUUCGGAGAGAGCCAUCAUACCGAUUGUGUACGGCUUCCCCAGUGAGCCACUCACAGCUCACUACCGUCGAGGAUCUCUGGUCCUCACCGAGGUGUGCGGCUUCCUGGGUCCUUGCUGGGCAUGCCGGCGAUGCCACUACGAGUUCGAGCGCUACCCGUACUCGACGUCCUCAUCGCCAACAGAUAAAGUUCGCAAGUAUCCAUUCUUGCGCGUAUGUGUGGCAGCAGAUGAAGCUAUCGACGAGGAUGAUGGCAUCGAGAGCGACGAUUAA